Messenger RNA from Pyricularia pennisetigena, 792 nucleotides. RefSeq lists its product as uncharacterized. The transcript has 4 exons. Gene Ontology annotation, biological process: mycotoxin biosynthetic process. The record is from RefSeq and is a predicted model, not a curated record. NCBI's taxonomy places the organism in Eukaryota, Fungi, Ascomycota, Sordariomycetes, Magnaporthales, Pyriculariaceae. Bases 1 to 792 code for a protein of 263 amino acids.
AUGCAAAAGUCAUCCAAAGCGAGCUCUGAGGGAAGCAGCACAGCUCGCCCGUCCUCCGAAAGCGAUGAAAAGUUCGGCCUGCUGAACGAUGCGCCGGUCAACAGUGUGCCUCGUUCAUCUCACCUGCGCUGGGCCGUGGCGCUGCUUGCCGUGUCCAACAUUGUGUGCUUUGGCGUCCUGCUCUAUGCGCUGAGGCCUGUGCCGCCACCCACGACGGUGGUUUAUCCGCCGCAGCCAGAUUGGUUUCCUCCUCAGAUUCCCGUGAAGAAGGUCAUGCAUAGCGAGCCGCUCUUUGGGCAGGAACCUAACGAUGAAAGUAUCGCUGCGUGGAACUCCCUUUUGCCAAAGGGCCGAGGCUGGGUGUUCAUGCGCAACAAGACCGCCCUCCCGGAUAUGCCGGGGCUAAACCAGUCGCUGCCUGAGCACAUUGCGCUGCCGUCCGUGUAUCAUCAACUGCACUGCCUAUACAGCACAAUGCGAAGCUAUUACGACCUCCUUGAUAUUGUGAACAACAAUCACACAAAGCGGGAGCUUCCCACAGACCCUGGAUGGAACAAGGAGCACCUCAACCAUUGUUGGGAUUACUUGCGGCAGAACAUCAUGUGCGCAGCCGACGUAACGCUCGAAUGGCAUCGGUGGAAUGAAAAAGUUGAAGACGGCUGGGGUUACGAACAUCAGUGCAAGGACUGGGAUGCGCUGACGCAGUGGGUACUGGAGAGACGGACCUCGAAUAACUGGGGCUUGUUGAGAGGUGAGGGGGAAAGGAUUCCGUUGAAAGAUGGUGAGCAGUAG